CAACGAUAUUGGAUACUGAAAUCAACAGUUUUGGAUACGUAGGUCGUCUCAAGGUCGCCUACAGCAAAGAUGGUGAAACAAUGCCUCUUGGAGGUUUAUGGAGUUUUGGGGAUUGUAAAAGAGGAGUCAGAGCUAUUGCUCAGGACUUUCAAAGAUCUGUGCAAAGCUACUAGUUUUGCGGAGGAAGAAACAUUCAAGCUUUCUGAAUAUGAAACAGAGAUGCGAUGUUUACUGGAUGAACGAACUCUUAUUCUAAGCCAUUUGCGUAGCAUUGAUCAGGAUAUAUCCACGUUGGGGACAAUAAUGCGUCAAGCCUGGUCAGAUCGAGAAAAAAAUGUUUCUCACACUCAGAAGCUAUAUAGUGAAUAUGACAAACUUUUGAGUAGUGUAAAUAACCAUAGAAAACGAUUGCAGAUACUACCUCUUCAAAAUCAGUACAAAGCGAAUGAGACAUUGUGGAGUUAUAAGAAUCUUACCGGAACUACAGGAAAUGAAAUAAACGUGUCAAGUGUUGAUUUACGUGGAAGUUAUUUGGAUCAAAAGCAGUCUAUUUCAAUUAGUGAACGUGAAAAUCAGCCUAAACCAAAUGAGAUGAUUCAAAGCAAGACCAAGUUACUACAGAAGUCCGAAACGAAGACAAAUAGCAAAGGUUCCAAGGAAGUGCAGACUUCAAAGUGGGACUCAUGUAACAACCAUGAAACACAAAUUCAUCCUAGUGAGAUACCAGUGACAGCCAUUUUUACUCCAUUCACCAUGGGAGCAGGAACUACUAGAAAUGACAAUCAAAGGUGUGAUGCUGACUCAUUUUAUAACGAAGAAAGAGGGAAGUGCGAACGUGGCGUGCACAGUAGCAACCUUCCGUUGUCUAACAAUGAACCUUUUCAGGUUAAUUUCCGCAGUCAUGCAGGUGUAUCUGACUGUAAUUUGGACCAGAUUAGUUCAGAGUCUCCAUCAACAUCCAUUCAAAACCAAAUGAGAUCAGUUAGUGUAGAUUUAAGCCAGUCACUACUCCAUCCAAAUGAAUCUCAGCUGAUUGCACAAUGCCCACCAAUGAAAACAUGUCAAGCAUGCCAGCAGUUAAUCCACCGAAAUGCUCCAAUAUGCCCUUUGUGCAAAACCAAAAGUAGGUCAAGACAUCCGAAGAAGCCGAAAUCACGUCCCAACACGCAGGUUACUGACGUACCAGAUUCUACAAGCAUUUUUCUGACAUCGGAUGCAGUACGUGAUCACAAUGAAUAAGAAGUUGCUAAUGUGAUUGGUUACUAAAUAUUUUCGGUCUUUUCUUCUACGAUUUCCUUAAUUGCAUUUUACCUUAUACGUCACAUAAUAAUCACGAUAACACUUCUUAAUAUGUAUUUAAUAAUUUUUCAGUUUAUGUUUGAAAGUAAAUAAUCUGCAUAUACACAAACUUAUUUUAAACUCCGUCACUGUUUUAAUUCUCCAAUGCAUGUAUAGGUCUUCAGUGUACAUGUCUAGUAUCUAGUCAAAGAGAGGAUUGUGCUAUUUAUCUCUUGUAUAAGCAAUUAAAACUUUUGACCGACAAUACUACUGCGUGGGGCAUCAGCAAAUUAUAAUAUCGCCUGAUAAUCCCGGUCUAUCUAAUGAUUAAAUUUGUAGUUAUGCUAUAUUUUUAAGUCUGAGACAUGUGAACUUCUACAAACAAUAGGCCACGAGUGAUAGGUAGGCAUGCAUAAAAAUUUAAUUUUUAGAGACCUCAGGAAUAAUAGGACGAACUGUAACAACGUGAUGUUCGACAAACUCGUCAGGGAAAUAAACAACAUUGUACUGAUUAACUUAAAAAUAACAGCGUUAUGGUCUUAAUAACUACUGGUUUUCGACUCGUAAAAACUGUUUGACAUAACGGGGAAUACUUAUAGAUGACCUAGUAGAUAUUUUAUCAGAAAUUGCUUCACUGGACACAACUUUCAACCUGCAGCAUCCCUAGUAAAUUCGAUAAAUCCUCCAAUGACAUUAUUUGUGGCGACUGAUUAGUUGUUGUAGAUCUGCCUAGAGCUAGUUCAGUAAUAAAUAACAUUUAACAGUAAUUCUGUUACGAGCUUAUAAAUUCAGACAGGCAUAAAUAGAAAAGUGGCUCAAAAUAAGGUCAUGUCAUCUGUUGGGGAAAGAGGGAAGAUCAAUCGACGAGGCUAUAAAGUUACAUAGAUUGAGAUGGCUAGAUCACGUGCUGCACAUGCCUAACCAUCGCCUCCCCCGACGGGCUUUGCUAGCUGAUAUAGGUGUAGGUUGGAAAAGAACCAGUGGUGGUCAAACAAAAACAUGUCAUCAAUCCAUGAAAUCCUUGACAGUUAAACUGAGUCAGGUAGGGAGAUGCAGACUUCCGGGUUGGGGCCCUCGGGACUCCAGGAAUCAAUGUUUGGAAACAAUAGGUGACAUGGCUCAAAAUCGUUGUCAAUGGCGCAGAUGUAUUCAGUUUCUGUAAUCUCUCAUAUUUCUUUCUACCAUUACCCAUUCUGUUUCGCUCUUAUGCUUGUCAAACUCUAUUGAUUCUCUUUACUCAUCUUCUUGUCUACCUUUGUGUGCUAUUUGGAACGUGGCAACUCGAACUGCCGCACUUCAGUGCCAAGUUCUAUGUUGAAUCUAGACAGACAAACAUGUCAUCUGCUAGUCAAAUGCAAGAUAAGACUGCAAGAUUGGUCCACAUCGACUCCUAGUCUGAAGACAGAUUGUAUAAUGACUCAGUAUGUUGAUACUUACCAACUCAUUUAGGAAGUUGCACCAACUCUAAUGGACUAGUCGCUAAUGUAGUUAUCGUGAUUAACAGUCUCUAUUACUGUAUUGUUUGAAUACUCAUUGUUUGUUAAUAUUCCUCAUAAUAAUACAAUACAAAUAAUUCUGCC
Molecule: messenger RNA, 2858 nt
Organism: Trichobilharzia regenti
Lineage: Eukaryota; Metazoa; Platyhelminthes; Trematoda; Strigeidida; Schistosomatidae
Source: the annotation of a GenBank genome assembly